AUGACCAAUGAAGUGGAAUUCAGUAGUUUAACCAAAGAUGAUGCGAAGAUUACGUUUGAAGAUCCAUCGCACAUUUCGAAACCGAGCGAUGAAGAAAUAGCACAGCAUAGGAAAACACGCUUGACCCUCGUGGUGGUUUUCGCUGCGAUUGUAAUUGUGAUGGUGGUAGCAGCCGUCAUCAUCAUUAUUGUAGCACCCAAAUGCGACAAGAAAGAAGAAGUACCAGAGAAGAAGAAAAGCAGUGAGACCCUCAAAGACAGAUGAAUGGUUGAAACAUGGGAUCAUUUACCAAGUGUAUCCUCGUUCUUUCAAAGACUCGAGUGGAGAUGGAAAUGGCGAUCUGAAAGGUAUCUUGAACAAGAUGGAUUACUUCACUGAAUUGGGAGUACAGGCUGUGUGGCUUAACCCGAUUUACGAUAUGGAAAAUUAUACGGCCAUCGAUUCCAUGUUCGGAACCAUGGAAGACUUCGACAAAUUCAUCAAAGAGGCUCACGAGAAAGGCAUCAAGGUAAUCAUGGGGUUCGUUCCGAAUCACUCUUCUAAUAAACACCCAUGGUUCUUGGAGAGCAAAAAGGAUGGCAAUAACUCUUAUAGAGACUACUACAUUUGGAAAGGUGGUCCGGCAAAGAAUGAAACUCCAAACAACUGGAUAAGCGUGUUCGGGGGAAGCGCUUGGACCUUCGACAUCACCACCAAGCAGUUUUACCUUCAUCAGUUCAGCAAAGAGCAACCCGAUUUGAAUUUAAGAAAUGAAAAGGUGAAAAAAGAACUCCAGGAUGUCUUGAAGUUUUGGCUUGCAAAAGGAGUCGAUGGCUUUAAUUUUGAUGCUGUGCAAUUCCUGAUUGAAAACGAGAAUUUCGGUGACGAGACCCCAAAUAGCAACUACAAUGCGUCAGAUCUGAAAUACGACAUGCUGAAACACACACUUACGUUUGGUAAGAAGCUCACUUUGCUUAGAAAUUUAAUUCAUUUUGUUAGUAAAAUUUCAUUAGAGAAUUUUUCAAGCAAUCGAUCGCUGCAGUAAUCUUGUAUAUAAAUUUUACUUUGACUGCAGCUGGUUGUCUUAGGUUAUCACAGCGGAAUUACAAAUUGUGCUCUUGACUGUACUCGUCAAAGCAUGUGGUGUUUCUGUACGCGUUCUGGUGAUUUCGUUUUGUGCGAGCUAAUGAAGGACAACUCAUUGUUGGGCCUUUCUUGUCGCAGCACGUGAAUUUUUUGUUUACAUUCCGAUGACUUGACCUGCGAGCACGACAUAUUGUCACUUAAGGAUGUCACACAAUUUAUCAACAAGCCGUUUACUUCGCGUCUCCUUGUUUCAAUCGAAGGAAACUUGAAUUUGUGAAGGGAAUUUUGCUUUCAAGGUUGAUUUUCACUUCAGAAAUUUUUUUCUCAGGUUUUUUGCAAUCAAUUAAUAAUUUAAGCCAAUUUAAGUGAAAUGCGAGUUUUUUAUAAAUUGUGGUGACCACUGUAAGUGGCAUUUAUCUUUCAAGAAAAAUAAAAUCUUAAUUUUAUUUAACCUUUUGACUCCCAAGAAUAUGAUUCUCGUGAUUCUCUUAGUCUGAGUUUUUAUGUUCUCCAUGUGUUUAAAGAAUGAUGAUCUUUUAUUAACUGAUAGAAUUAAAUGUUAAUCUUUGCAUUCAGAUCUUGAUGCUAGCCGAGCCCUGGUGAAGGAAUUCCAAGAUUUCCUUAACAAGCAGAAUGGAAGCCUCCCUAUUUUGUUCACAGAGGUGGACGGACCUUAUGACAAGACUUCCAAGUACUAUGAGGUGUCAGACAUUCCAUUCAACUUUGGCCUGAUCACCAAACUCAAUGAACAGGGAAUGACACUAGCUCAGAGAAUCAACAAAACUGUCAUGGAAUACUUGGCCAGCAUUCCAAAGGGCAAGAUACCCAACUGGGUCACUGGCCAUGACGACCAUGAACGUGUUGGCAACAGGGUGGGUAAGAAAAAAAGACAUGCAAUGAAUGUCCUUGCACUCACUCUGCCUGGUAUGGUUAGUACUUACUAUGGGGAAGAGAUUGGCAUGUUAAAUGGUAAAACUACAAAUCCAGAUGACCCUAUGGAAAGUGCAAGAACCCCCAUGCAGUGGAAUGCAGAAGCAAAUGCUGGUGAGUGAAUUAGUUUCUUGUAGGUAGUCUUGAUAUAAAACCCAACAUUCUCUUGACUUAAAUGUAUGAGAUCCUCUUACAUCUGGUAUGAGGCAGAGUUACCAAUAAGAUCCUGGGAGGUUAAAGGAUGAUUUAUUGUGUUCCUGAAAUACCUGAUCAACCCUUUAUCCUCUAACAUCAGUAUCCAUAUUCUCCAUACUGUUCUCCUUACAUUUCCUAAGAUGCUGAUGAGGAGAAUUUGUUUACCAAUCAAGAGCUUCUUUGCUUGGUGAUCAUUUCCUUUUUUCUCAUGACCUUGAUGUGUGAUUCAGGGGUGACAGUGUAAUGAGAAAUUAGAUGUUAGUCACUCUAAGGGGUCAAAGGGUUAAGAAUACAACAGACUUUCAAUGGUGUCCUUGGUGAAAAAUAUUGUUAAAAUGCUUUUUGUAGGGUAACCACCAUCAUCAGUUUGCAUAUCACAAUUUUACCAAUACACAUGACAUGGAAGGCCAUCAUGGGAGAUGAAAUUCAGCCCUAGAAUGUCUAUUGUAUCCAUAGGUCACCAUAUUAUUGUUAAUAUUUUUCUUCAUUGUGAUUACAGGCUUCUCUACAGGCAAAGCCUGGCUGGAAGUUGGCUCGGAUUAUAAGUCCAUCAAUGUGGCCACUGAAAAAACUGACAAAGAUUCAAUCUACAGCAAGUACAAGGAGCUUGUUGGGCUAAGAAGGAAUGCAAGUGCCCUAGUCGAGGGUGUAUUGAAAGAGGUGCACACUGAUCUGCAAGUGUUCUCUUUUAUUCGCAGUCACGAAAACCAGCACUUCCUCAUCAUCAUCAACUUUGGUGACGACAGUUGGAAUGGUGAUCUUGACAAGAUCUCAGGCAGGGGGACGGUGGUAUUUGAUACAGAAUCCAAUAUGGUUGGCCAAGAAGUGGACGUCAAUAAGAUAAAACUUAAUAGAGGUCAAGCCAUCAUUUUGAAAAAUGGCAAAAAUGAGUGGCACUUGCAAUAGGAAGCUUUAAAUUGAUCUCACAGGUUUUCUUUUUCCUCACUCCUCAGUCUACAGAUAAAUUUUAAUUGCCAAGCAGCAACAGUAAUUGAAGUGGGAGAAACAAAGUUUCCAUUAAGUGGUUGACUAAGGAAAGGGUAGAAAGAAAGCUUAUGGGAUACUAGCCAACUUAAUUUAUUUCAAUUUUUAGACAAAAUCAUACGCUUUAUCUAAUGAAAUACUGAUAGUUUCAGUAUUGAAGAUUACAGAAAAAGCAUUGGUUUGUUUCAAGGGAAAUGCGUUUUGUUAGCUCAGCUGUAAUUCAUGCCAUUCAAGGACUUGACAUUUCCCUCUUUUUAAUUGAACCUAGAGGUAUACUUUAUUCUGACAUCCUUUGUGGGUGUGUAAAUUACACUGAUACUUUAAUACACAUUCAAUUGUUCAUUCAAAACGUUAAUUAGGGUAACUUAUCAUCAGUCUCAUCUUUCCCAUACAUUACAAUACAUGUACUUCUACCUCUUGGUUAAGUCUAUUUAAUUGUUCUUAAUUUUUUUAGAAAUCACUCAAUCCAAGUUCUUCCACAAGACAAAGAUUUCUUCAAUCAUUUGUUUUAUUUUGAUGAAAAAAAAAAACACAGAUUAUUUUAAUGCGUACUAGAGUCUUAACCCUUUAACUCCCAAGAGUGACCAAAAAAAGACUUUCUCCUCACAUUAUCAAUACCAUAUUAAGCAGGCAGGUGACAAGAAUUUCAGAAAAUAAAAUUGAGGGAUUAUUGGUUGAUCCAAUACCAAAUUCUCUGAACUAAUAUCAUAAGAAUUGUACAACAAACAAUAAGGAGAGAAUUAAUAAUGAGAUCAGAGAGUGAAAGGGUUAAAAGUUGUAAGAAAUAUAUUAUCAAUAGGCUCAAAUGUGAAGUGUAUACUAAUAUGGCUUAAAGAUUUUCAGCAAGGUAUGGUAGUAUGAGUUUGUUUAGUGGGAAGUGUAAGAUUCAGACUAGCAGAGAGACUCUAAGAGAAAGAUGGUCUUCAAAAUUGGACACUAUAAACCAUUCUAUGUAAUAAGGUCAUCACAAAGUUAAAGCAUUGCCUGUAAGUUAUUAUUAGUGCAGUAAUUUUCAUAGCCCAGUGGCAGUAACUUAGAGUUGUUACAUUUUCCAUUUUGCAAUUUGAGAUAUUUUUGAAGAAGUAUAUGUUGAAUAUUCCUAGGCAAGUUUCGGGUAGAAUUCACAAAUUACAGUUUUUCUUCUUUCAAUUUUUUUUUUGUAGUUAUAUACCAAUUCCAGUUCAAAAUGUUUAUUUGCCAAGCAAUAUUUUCGUUAUCAAACAAUACCUGGCUGAAGCAUUUUCUUGUGCAAGGAUGAACCAAUAACUCUUUAACCCCUGAGGGUGACAAGCCUUAAAUUUCUCUAUACUAUAUCACCCCUGAAUUAUACAUUAAGGGCUCAAGAAUUAAGGAAACGAUUUACAACUCGGAAAGCUUUUGAUUAUUGAACAAUUUCUCCUUUUUAGCUCCAAAGGAAAUUAAAGAGAAAAGUAUGGAGAAUAUGCAUGUUGAUGUUAGGCAUUUAAGGGUUAAAUGUAUGAAACUUGAGAUUCUUAUAGGUUUGGUUCUCUUUAAGGGUGAAAUCCUACAAGAAUGUUUGUCAGUAUUUAAAAUGUACUUCAUUCAAAUUAGUUUUAAUUAUAACUUCAACUUCUGUCUGUUAUAACCAUUAUCAGUCUUCCAGGGAUCGUUCACUAUUUGUGUGUCACUUACCAGUAAUAUUUAGAUGGUACCUCAAGACGUUAAAUUUAAUUCAACCUUGUGGCAAUAUUUAAUAGUAAGGAAUCAUUCCUAAUUGGUGUAGGUUUUGAUUGUUCCUUCAGAGAACCUUGAAUAUUGCAAUUCUGUUAGUUUAGUUUUUAUAUAAUCCUAUACUAUUGAUAAUGCAAUUACUGAAAGACUAUUUGUUAGUAAGCAAGUUGAUUAUCAGGUUGUUAAGUGUAGCUGAUGGAGAUUAAUCCUUUGUAAUGUUGAGGGUGACCAUAAAUGAAAAAAAAGUGUGAAAUUAUGUCUUGUCCAUGAUUUCAAAUCUACAUAGUUAGCCUCGUUCAUGAUUCACAUCAGAAUUGUUGGACUUUUUUCUAAUGUUAACACAGAAGGGUCAGUUCUUUUCACCUCCUUUUAGUGCAACUCGUAUAAUAAUGUUUCCAUGGCAAUCUGGCCACACCUGCACAACCAUCCUCAGAACUGGCAGCCAAUGCAUUCUUUUGGGAAGCACGGCAUGACAUCUUGAAGAACACAAAGCCUAGCCAUUCAUUAUCUUGCAAUUUUAUAUCAUACACCUUGUUCAUGCUAGGCUGAACAUUCUAAUUUCAACAAAGUGAAGUGAGUUUUCCUGCUGACCUUCCUCAAGUUGUUGCUUAAAAUAAUUUUGCCUGUAGUAGCUUUGUUUUUUAACUUUAGUACAGUCCUGCUCUUGUGUAUAUCAAAAAUCUCCUCAACAGGACUGGUGCACCAAUUGCAAGUCUCUAACCAUACAAUAACACAUACAUGCCUGCAAGUAUAUGCCUCAACCUCUUUUCUGGAGCAUUAAAUCCUUCAAAACAUUAAUCACCUUUCGUCUAUCAGUGGUUCAACAAAGUAAUAGUUCCAGAUGGGCUGCAUUAUUUUGCUAAAAAGUCAUUUACCAACUUAAAACAGUAACGGUGAUAAAACUGUCUGUUACCAAAAAAAGUUUCUCUGUUCUUUCAGGAU
Molecule: messenger RNA, 5808 nt
Organism: Pocillopora meandrina
Lineage: Eukaryota; Metazoa; Cnidaria; Anthozoa; Scleractinia; Pocilloporidae
Source: the annotation of a GenBank genome assembly